Molecule: messenger RNA, 1849 nt
Organism: Formica exsecta
Lineage: Eukaryota; Metazoa; Arthropoda; Insecta; Hymenoptera; Formicidae
Exons: 8
Coding region: 506-1765 (419 amino acids)
Molecular function (GO): oxidoreductase activity
Source: RefSeq, a predicted model, not a curated record
UAUUGUUCAAUCAUAUUUAUAGUUAACAGUAAAAAUUUUAAAUUUGCAAACAAUGGAGAUGUUUGUGUGUGUUUCUUAAUAAAAAGAAGAAAUAUUUUAUAAAUUGUAAGAUUCUAAAAUGCAUUUUUGAAAGGAUACAGUGACAGGAGUAUCUGUAUCAUUUCUUAAGAAUGUUCAUAUACAGAGAAAUUAAAAUUAGAGUAUAUGUGAACACGCGUUUCCAUAAUAUAAGAUACUUGUUAUUUUAAGUCAAGUACAUAUACCUUUUCACAAGCCAAGGUCAUUCUCAUGUAUGUUUACAACCAUUGCAAGGAUAAUGACCGAUCUUUCGUAGCAUACAUACUUUUUAAAUUUCGUUUUAUAAACAUUGUUUAAACCAGAUUAAUAAUCAUGGAGUAUGCGAGAAGCAUAAACGAAUAUUAUACUAAUCUCGAAUAUGGUAUAAAUGAUAAAAAGGAAGCACUAAAGAGAAUAUCCAAUUUAUAUUUGGAAUUAGACUUUGAAGAUGUUAAUAAUUUUGCAGUCAGGCGAAUUUAAGAAUAAAUCUAGCUUAAUCGCAUCGUUGAUGGCUACAAUUUUUAAUAUAAGUUUAGAAUCAGAAGUGCAACUAUUUUUGGAAAAUGCUAUCAUUAAAAAUUCGGAGGUACAAAAUGCUAUACACAAAGACACUAAAAUUCUAAUUUCAGAGCAAAAGAUUGAUAUGAUACUUCUUGAAGAAUCAGAUUUGUAUGCAUUUAUUAGCUAUUUGAAAAUUAAAAACGUUGUGUCUUGUUUAAAUAAAAUUUGGGUCCAAAUAUCAAUAAAAAAGGCUUUUCAAUGGCAUAUAAGGAAAUAUUUUGGACAUUUAAAUGUUCCCAUUCAUAUAUUUCAAUCAAAGCAAGAAUUACUUUCAUCAGAAAUGUUUUGUAUGGAAUUUAGGAUGUUUUCCAUAUGGUCAGAAGAUAUUGUAGGUGCAAGAAAUUUAGCCAUGUCCGUGAAGGGACAUGUUGUAUUCAUAAAUACACAUAUGAAUUUUUGCGCUAGUAUCUUAUUACCUUACGCAAAACUACUUGACCUUAUAUUUCGUUAUGAAGAUAAAUCUGAUUGUGAAUGCUUAAUAAAUUCAGAAACAGAUACAAGUUAUAAUCUGUUUUCUAACAAAUAUAAUUUGUUUUAUAAUGGCAUGUGGCAAAAACCUGUAACAAAUACAUAUUGGAAAUAUAAUGAUAUGUUAUUGGCAAAUGCAACAAGUGAAGAUAUGAAGAGAUGUGUACAGUCAGCUGUACAAGGAUUUAAAAUUUGGAGUGCUAAAUCCAUUAAUUCUAGAAUGCAUGUAUUAUCCCAGCUUGCAUUAAUAUUAGAAUACAAGAAUGAAUCUUUAUUAGCGGAUAUAGUAUCAAAAUGGUUAAAAUUGCAAUAUUUUUCUAUUAAUCAAUUGACUCACCAUGAAACUGAAUUUAAACAACAAAAAUUUGAAAUAACAAAAGUUCGUAUACCAAGAGGUAUUAUUCUUCUUGAAGAGAAAGAUAAAGUUACUAUGUUUCGUGAAUUAACACAAAGUUUAAUUACUGGCAAUUCUGUUAUUGUGGUAUGUAAUCCAGAUUUGUGUAUUCUACCACUUUAUUGCGACAUAUUUUCAACAGCUACAAUACCACCGGGUGUUAUAAAUUUCUUGUCAAGUAAAUUUGUAAAGAACGUUAAUUAUGAUGAACUUGCAACAUUAAACCCAGAGGAAGUAUAUACAUAUCUUACUAUGAACAAGCAUAUUGUAGUUUGCCUUCAAUAAUUUUGAUAACAUAGCACGUAUCUCAAUGUUAUCGAGUUAUUAGAGAUUUAAUUAAGAUUUAAUAUCAUUUUAUAGAACAUACAC